AAACCAAAACCCUAGUUAGCUCACAACUCUACUGAAAAAUGUCUCUGCUUCUCUUCAUUUUCCUCGGAAUAGGGUUGAGCUUGGGGUUUCCGAAUCAGGUAACCGGUGCCCGUUUAGCGCCGGUUUCAAAAUUGGGUGAAGCCGAUUGCCCAUUGAAUCUCGAUUCUUUCAAACAACUCAUUGUUAAAAGCUAUCAACGAUUUCCUUCGCUGGAUAGCGCAACUGGGUGCCAGUAUGUUGUUCAAGGAAUCACUAUGCUUCGAUCGGAAUAUCUUCAAACCACCGGGUACUUUUCUCUACCUCAAAACGUUUCUGAGGUUUGCUGGAAAUUGUAUUCGAAUUUAGUCAGAGAAUUUAUGCCCAAAUUUACCAUUCCGUCCAGUUGCGGGUUUAAUAGCAGUUUGCUUUCGGCGAGUUGUUUGAGUAUUCAAUAUAGGUUUCAAUUUGAAGACCUUAUUUCAGGGGACGAAUUGGAGGGAAUCAAGUCUUCGUGUGAGCAGCAUCUGAAGGACGAUCGGCGAUGUGGGUCGUGUACUGAAAAGUUGUUAAGUGUCCGAAAUGCAUAUUUUCGCAUUGGCGGGGACGGGAAUUCACCAAUUUGUGAGGGGUAUCCUUUUAUGUAUGCUGCAGCUUUUGCUAGUAGGUUUGGGCCAACUGAUGUAUGGACUUCCAAGUGUUUGUUUUUGGUGGAUUUUGUUCCGAUUAAAUCCAGGACAAAAAAUAGUAAGCAAGUGCUUAUGGGGAUUUUAACAGGAUGUUUCAAUGGUUUUGUUGGGGGAGUUGUGGUGGUUUCUUGCCUUUGGGUAUUGCACAAGAGAAGAAAGAGGAGAAAGAGGGAAUCUCAGCCUCAGGCUGAUACAACCUCCGUUUCUGGGAUGAGAGUUGUUGUUGGUGGGAAUAAAACAUUGCUAAGAUUUACAUUAGAGGAAGUAAAGAAGGCUACUGGGAAUUUCUCUAGGCAUAAUAUUAUUGGUAUCGGAGGAUAUGGGAAUGUGUACAAAGGGGUUUUGGAAGAUGGCUCUGAAGUUGCUUUCAAAAGGUUCAAGAACUGCUCUGCUGCUUGGGAUGAGAUUUUUGCUCAUGAAGUGGAGGUUAUUGCCAGUGUUAAACAUGUGAAUCUUCUCGAUAUAAUUGGCUAUUGCACAAUGACGGUGCCUCUAGAAGGUCACCAGAGAAUAAUAGUCUGCAAAUGGAUUAGAAACGGAAGCCUUUAUGACCAUCUUUUUGGAUCAGUGGAUAAGAAGCUCAGUUGGCCAAUCCGUCAAAAGAUUGCUCUUGGAAUGGCUCGUGGGUUAGCUUAUCUUCAUGAUGGGUUGCAGCCGGCUAUCAUUCAUAGAGAUGUUAAGUCUAGUAACAUACUGGUGGACGAAACCUUUGAACCAAAACUGGCUGAUUUUGGCCUUGCAAGGUUCACUCAAGAGGGGUUCUCACAUGUCAGCACCAAAGUGGCAGGAACACUCGGUUAUGUUUCCCCAGAAUACGCUAUGUACGGUCAAUUAUCUGAAAGAAGCGAUGUUUACAGUUUUGGUGUGGUGCUUCUUGAGCUUUUGAGUGGGAAAAAGGCAGUUAUUUCAGUUGUUGACUCUGAAUCUUUGCUUUUGACAGAUUGGUCCUGGUCUCUAGUAAAAGAAGGUAGAGCAUUGGACAUCAUUGAUGAAGGCUUGCCUGAGUUGGGCCAACCGAGUGAAAUGGAGAAAUAUGUUCUCAUAGCAGUCCUCUGUUCUCAUCCGGUAGCCUAUGCUAGGCCAACAAUGGAGCAUGUUGUGAAGAUGUUGGAGAAUGAUUCUCCAGUUCCCUCAAUUCCUGGUCGUCCAUUUCCUCUUUUUGCACAGUUUGAUGCUAAGGACAUAUCAAUGAGCAGCAUCAGUGGCUUACAUUGCAUCUCAAACGUUGCUGAUCAACACUGCUCCUCCUUUAGAAGUGAUCACUCCGUCCCAAACAACAGGGAUAAAGUGGCUGGUUUGGAGUCAAACGUUUGAAGCACUUUUGUGUUUAUAUAUUUUUUGUAUGAAAACACAUAUGUACAUGAAAAUGUGUUCAUUAUUUUGUAGUGGAAAUAGUUUUGACUUGUAGAGUUACAAACUUUUAAAUGUAGUUCCAGAAAUAGAUGUAGAUAUUUUCUCAGACCAAGUGUAUAAUGCAAUCGGAUUCUGAACUUGGCA
Messenger RNA from Humulus lupulus (European hop), 2162 nucleotides. RefSeq names its product probable LRR receptor-like serine/threonine-protein kinase RKF3. Bases 39 to 1979 code for a protein of 646 amino acids. Gene Ontology annotation, molecular function: ATP binding; protein kinase activity. The transcript has a single exon. Gene Ontology annotation, biological process: protein phosphorylation. The record is from RefSeq and is a predicted model, not a curated record. NCBI's taxonomy places the organism in Eukaryota, Viridiplantae, Streptophyta, Magnoliopsida, Rosales, Cannabaceae.